CCUCAUUAUGUGGUUAUAGUAAGAUCACCUAAUAUUUAUCAGUUACAGAGCUUGAAGGCUGUUCUCAAGUUGCACUUUUUAAAAUAUAACAGCCAUUUAGAGAGCUGCCACCAGACCCUCUUGGGAUGCACAUUUUAGAUGUAAACUAAAGACAAUACAAGGAAAUAGGAAGCCCCCUGAGUACCACCCAGGUUCCAGAAGUUUCCCAGAAAUUGGAGCAGAGGAGCAGGUCUGAGUCCACAACAGCGGCCUGGAGAAGCACAUUUGGCCACCUGGGAACUGGAAGGGAUUAAUCCAAAGUAAUGGCUGAAGAAAUACCACUGCGAGAAAAGAGGCAGAAAUCUCUACCUCGGUCUGACGGGUGUGGUCUCAAUAACUUUGAUGCUCUGGAUUUGUCUGGAGGCUUGAGGAUCGUCCUGGUGGGCAAGACUGGAUCAGGGAAGAGCGCAUCAGGAAACACCAUCCUCGGGAGAGCUGCCUUCAAAGAGGACCCGAGCCCUGUGUCUGUGACCAAACACUGCGAGACACAGAGCGUGGAAAUGGAUGGGACUGUGGUCCAGGUGAUUGACACUCCCGGUCUGUUUGAUACAGGCAUCACAGAGGAAGAGUCGAAAACCAGAAUAGAGGAAUGCGUCGAGAUGUCGGUGCCCGGCCCUCACGCCUUCCUGCUGGUGAUCAGGCUUGGCGUGAGGUUCACCGAGGAGGAAAGAAAUGCUGUGAAGUGGAUCCAGAAUAACUUUGGAGACGACGCCUCUAUGUACACUAUCAUGCUGUUUACAUGUAAAGACCAGGCUAAGGCCGACAAUGCUCUGAAGGAGUGCAAGGAGCUACGGAGACUCUCGAUUACAUUUGGACGCAGAUACCACGCCUUCAACAACAAUGACGCAGACGACCGCCUACAGGUCACAGAGUUGAUAACCAUGAUCAAGGAAAUGAUUCAGGAUAACGGCGGUAAACACUACACUAAUGAGAUGUAUGAAAAGGCCCAGAGGAAGCUGAGAGAGGAGGAGUUGCGGAAGAUACAGGAAGAGGAGGAGAAGAUAGAGGAGGAAAGGAAAAUGUGGGAUGAAGAGAGGGAGAAGAAAGAGAAAUUGAGACAAAAGGAGAAAAGGGUCAAAAGGAAGAACAUACGUGUGGCUUCGGCAGCUGCGGUCAUGUUGGUGGUUGCCGGCAUGGUGAUAGCAGUGGGUGCUAACACCAACGUGGCACUGGCUCUGGGAACUCCUGUGCUUGUGCUGGGGGUGUUGUGUGGUUUAGCUGCCCUUAGCAUAUGGAAGGGCAUAAGAUGCAAAUCCAAAACAUGUUUUCCAGCAUAACGUAGCGGAGGCAAUGGCAACAAGGACUCAUUCAUCUGUCUGCAGUAUGUGACACGGAAUAAUAGUUUUGGGCUACAUCCACACUAAUAUGUUUUCUUUUGAAAAAACUCCACACUACUGCACAGUUUUAGAGCUGCUAGAGCUGAGAAGUUUGGAAACGAUGACUUAGACACUCUCAAGCGCUUGUUGAUUGGUUUUUUCAUGCAAAGCAUAGCAUAGCCUUUGCUGAUUUGUCUCCUAUCAUGUGACCCCCUUCCGGAUAAAAGCAGCCGCUGUUAGCCUCGGCUACCAGUGUAUAACGCAAGAUGGAAAGUAAAUUAAAAGUGUUGCUGACCCUGUUGUCUUUGCUAACAGCCGUUGUGCCGUGAAAUUCAGUUAUAAUGCUACAACUGCCUACAUGUGUAGAAGAUGAGCUGUUACUCAAGCAAUCUGUUUACAGCAGCAUGUGCAAGCCAGUGUAUGUGAGUGGUCACGUGAUUUGCAUUUUCAGACUUGUAACUAUGGACAGGGAUUAAAACUGAUACGGAAACGAAAAACAUUUUAGUAUGGAUGUAGCCUUGGUGUACACACACGACUAUAUACUGUUGAGAAUGUCACUGAAUGAUGUUGUUUUGGCCUUUUAUGAAUUCUGCUGACAAGAUAUUUAAGUUUUGACAAAUAAGAAUAACAGAGCCAUGUGAAUUUUGUGCUGACAGUAAACAAACGGUAUGAAACCCAGCACCUGUUUUCUUUUCACUCUUUUUACUGUUUGGAGUUUAUAAAUGAAACCUGCAUCCUAAAUUGUACUGCGACAUAUUUGUUGGGGGCUUGUGAGUAGCAGAUUGAGUCAUAAAUAAAUAAUGUAAGAAAACA
Molecule: messenger RNA, 2168 nt
Organism: Hippoglossus stenolepis (Pacific halibut)
Lineage: Eukaryota; Metazoa; Chordata; Actinopteri; Pleuronectiformes; Pleuronectidae
Product: GTPase IMAP family member 7
Exons: 3
Coding region: 303-1316 (337 amino acids)
Molecular function (GO): GTP binding
Source: RefSeq, a predicted model, not a curated record